Molecule: messenger RNA, 429 nt
Organism: Macrosiphum euphorbiae (potato aphid)
Lineage: Eukaryota; Metazoa; Arthropoda; Insecta; Hemiptera; Aphididae
Source: the annotation of a GenBank genome assembly
AUGAAUCGUGGAAAAAAAUUAGUUGGAAUGGUUGAAAAAAAGUCCAAUACCACAACAAAAAAUUGUAUACUCAUCAAGCACAAAAAAAAUGAAAAUGUAGAAAAUUGGUCAAGCACAAGAAAUGGCAUAGAAGUGGACCUAAACAGGUUAAAUGGAGUAGAUAUAGAUGACUUUAUAAUAGAAUUUUCAGAUAAUAAUAAAAUAAAUAACAACAAAGAAGAUAGUGAUAACAUUCUUGAAAACAAUUCGUUAAAUUUAGUUUAUGAACAAACUGUAGAUAAUAUUGUUAUAUUAGAUACUCAAAAUGUUGAAGAAAGUUCUGAUUUGAAAAUAAAUACUAUCGAUACUUCUGAAGUACUUGAAAACAAUUUAUGCGAUGAAAUAACUAAAGAUAUAGCAAUAUUAGACACUCAACUUUAUGAAAAUUAA